Messenger RNA from Folsomia candida, 3120 nucleotides. RefSeq names its product zinc finger protein 546-like. NCBI's taxonomy places the organism in Eukaryota, Metazoa, Arthropoda, Collembola, Entomobryomorpha, Isotomidae. The record is from RefSeq and is a predicted model, not a curated record. The coding region runs from base 178 to 3054 and encodes 958 amino acids. The transcript is spliced from 8 exons. Gene Ontology annotation, cellular component: nucleus. Gene Ontology annotation, biological process: regulation of transcription by RNA polymerase II. Gene Ontology annotation, molecular function: transcription coregulator activity.
GAUUUUCUCGCUCUCAUCUGGAGGAGAAAAAAAUAACAAAUAAAUUGAUUUGUCAACCUAAAUAUUUAAUCAAAAUCAGCGUAUAGGAUAAGGUUUACGUUCAUUAAUUUAAUUGUUUCAACUUAAAACAUUUCGUCGAAACCCCACCGUCGCUUGACCCCAAAGGAGAAAGAGGUCAUGCUCGAAAAACGAAGAAACACCAUCCCCGAAAUCCUCGGCCCCCUCGUCGACACGCCGGACGGCCGGAAAAUGUACGAAAACUAUGAGAUCGCCUUAGAAGACGGGAUUUACACCUGCCUCACCUGCGGCUUUGUGACGGGGGCGCAUUACAAGGAAAACUGGAGACGACUCCAGGUCAUCAAGGUGCACGUCAAGGCCAAACAUUUAAACGCUUAUCGGUGUCAUUUGUGCGAGAAGAAUUUCACCACUCAUAAAUGCCAUCAGCACCACCUCCAGCGAAUGCAUCCCCCCGAAAUCACCCUCCUCCGUCUGUGCGACCUCUGCGGAAAAUCCGUCUCCAAUCUGCCCGCGCACCUCUGGCACCACAAGUCCCCCGCCGAACAACGCGAGGUCAUCCAGUCCGGCAAAGGCUUCGCAAUCCUCACGUGCGACAAGUGCGGCAAGGAAUUCAAGGGCUUCGACAAACUCGCCGCGCACCAAACGAUCGGCUACCGGUGCAAACGGAGCGACCUCCCGCGCCCCCUCGAUUCCGGGUCAAACCGGACGUUGCCAUGUCCCACGUGUCGCAAACCCGUCUUCCUUUCCAACAUCACCCAGCACGAGUGGACCCACAAGAGCGCGGAGGAAAAGGAGGAGAGCGUGCGCCUCGGGACCGCGCCCAUGGUUCCGUGUCGCAUUUGCGGCAAAUUCGUGCCUCACACGGGUUUCAAGAAGCAUCUAGAAACGCAUAAACAGCCGGAGGAGAGGACCUCCUUCCGGUGCGAGUGGGACGGGUGCAGUCGCCAGUUUUCGGGGGAGGAGUUCCUCAUCCGCCAUACGAAAAUUGACCACGAGGGGGUUGCUAUUUCCAUCGGGAGGAAAGACCGGAAAGUGGGAGAGGCCGGUUCUUUCCAGUGCCCGUACCCGUCCUGCUCCUCCCGCUUUUUCACGACGCACCCCAACCUGCAAGAUCACAUCCGUCGCCUUCACAAAUUCAAAAUCCGCGCCGAGCGCCCCAUCAAGUGCGACAUUUGCCAGGCGCGCUUCCUCAUCAACAACGACCUCACAAAACACCUCAAGAACCACCGGCCCCGCGCGGACUUCAUCCUCACGUGCCCCCACUGCCCCAUGCUCUUCGCCUGCCCCCACAUCCUGCGCAGACACCUCACCGCGGAACAUGGCGUCCCCCGGGUCACCACGGCCGAGCGGUGUCGCAGGUACAACGAGCGAAGGAAAACCCAAGCGCCACCUGGCGCGCAACCCUUCACGUGCGACAUCUGCCACGUGAGCUACCCGAUCAAAACUGGCCUCACCCACCAUUUGAAGAAUCACCGGCCACGUGACGACUACACGCUCACGUGUUCCCAUUGCCCCGCCCUGUUCGCCACGUCGAAAGGGUUGAGGUGCCAUUUGACCAAGGAACACGCGGUGCCCAAGGAGAGCAACUCAACGAGACAGAAAAUAUACCACGCGCUAAGAAAACAAGCGCGGGGGGAGAAGGCUGUCGUUAAGGGCGACAAAGUCUUACAAAAACACAUCACAAAGAUGCACUCCCUCGGUCGACUUACCACCCACAUUUGUGACCUCUGCGGAAAAACCGUGUCCAACAUCUCCGCGCAUUUAUGGGGGCACAAAACUCCCGAAGAAAAAGAGGCCGCCAUCCAAUCCGGGAAAGGAUUCUUGUCAUGCGACAAAUGUGGCAAAGAGUUUUCCGGGCAGGACCGACUCGCCGCGCACCUCACCCAAGGCAACCGAUGCAAAGGGAACAAAGACUACGCAGAAUCGGACACUUCAAACCCGUCAUACCGAAAAAUCCCGUAUCGCAUCUGUGCCCGGCCGGUCACCGUUUAUGGUCACGCGCAGCACGAAUGGACGCACAAGAACGAGGCCGAAAAGGAGGAAAGUAUUCGACUCGGGACGUCCCCAAAGGUUCGCUGUGAGAUUUGCAAGAUCCACGUGUUCCACAACGCGUACAAGGCACACUUCGAAACGCACAAGAAGCCCGAGGAAAUGGCCCAGUUCCGGUGCGAGUGGGCCGGGUGUGGGCGCAAGUUUGGGAGAAAAUAUUAUCUAAACCUGCACGUGAAAACGAUGCAUCCGCCCUCGGAUGAAUCUGGCGAAAGCUCGAGCGCCGGACUCCGAUGUCCUGAACCGUCCUGUUCUUCUCUCCGUUUUACGUCACAACCUAACCUCAAGUCGCACAUUGCUCGCCGUCACGAGAACAAGGUCCGCGCCGAGCGGCCACUCAAGUGCGACAUUUGUCGCACCGGCUUCGUCGUCCGAAUUGACAUGACCCGGCAUAAAAGGAACCACCUGCCCCCCGAGGAGUACACCCUCCCCUGCCCCCACUGCCCCAUCCUGUUCGCCAAGCCAAAUCUGCUCAGGAGACAUUUAACUAUGGACCAUUCAGCCCCCAAGGAAAACCGCUGGGCAUCGAGCGAACAAAGCCAUAUAGGGCGAAAGAAAAAUCAAGGCGUGCAAAAGCGUCUUGCAAAUGGAGAAAGCCGUCCUGCACAAUCCAGGCCAUCAUCUUCACGAGUGACGCGAUCCCGUACAAAAAUUGAGCAUAUUCCAGACGACGAAGUGGAAAUAAAGCAGGAAGAUUGUACCAUUCGAGAUGUCCUUUCUUCCGAGGAGGACGACGACGACGUGGAGGAGGCCAACAAUUAUGGGACAAAGGAUGAGAUCAAGUCUGAAGAUGAAGAUUGUGACCUCAAUAAUCGUGCCAAUUUUUCGCCAUUUAGCGAUGUAAAAUCUGAGCAUGAGAGCGACAGCGAUAUGGACGCGGAAGGUGAACACAUCGGUUUUAAAAUGUUGGCUUUUGACGGUAAUAAUUCCUAUUCUUCGGAUGAAGACGACGCUGGAGAGGAUCCCCUCAAAUUAGAAUGUGAAUAGUAUCAAUAUUUAUGUCUUGGCCAAGUUUAUAAUGCUUAAUUUAAUAAAAUGUGAUCACCAUCUCAA